AUGGGUAAAAGUUUUGCUGACUACCAUCUAACUGCAGACAUUCCAUCACCUGUUCACUGUGAUAAGCUAACAAAGGAGAUUGAAUGUGAGAGAAGUAUUGAAGUUCUAGCAGAGGAUCUAAUAAUGUCUUCGAGGUUAAAUAUUGAACAACGGCACGCCUAUGAUUUAAUUCUGCAGUCAGUUUUCUUUCCCCUUGGCCAAAGGUUUUUUGUUGAUGGCCCUGGGGGAACUGGAGAAGGAAGAGAGCCUGUUGAUAGACAUGGCGAAAUAACUUUUUCUUCUGAGAUGGUCAUUCCUUAUACUGAAAAAGAGGAAUCUUUGAACAGGUUGCUCGAAUCUGUUUUUCCAGAUUUAAUAGCCUAUUUAAAAGAUCCUUAUAGUAUGAUCAAUAGAUGUGUCCUUGCUCCAAAAAAUACCUCAGUUGAUGAAAUAAAUGACAUGCUAAUCAGAAGAUUUCCUAGAAAUCUUCAUGUGUAUGUCAGUUCUGAUAGAACUGUUGAUCCACGCCAUCAAGGAGACUAUGAAGAUUUCUUGAAUUCUCAAAAUCCAAAAAGCCUUCCUCCUCACAAACUGUUGCUCAAAGAAAAUUGUCCAAUCAUGCUUAUGAGAAACCUCAACCCUACUGAAGGAUUAUGCAAUGGUACACGACUCAUUUGCAGAGAGCUAAGACAGAAUACUAUCUGUGCAGAGAUAGCUUUUGGCCAUCAUCAAGGGAAAAGAAUCUUUCUUCCUAAAAUUCCUAUGCAAGUAUCUGAUAAUGACAAGAAUGGCCUGCCAUUUAUAAGGGCACAAUUUCCUUUUCGUGUUUGUUUUGCCUUGACAAUAAACAAAUCCCAAGGCCAAACACUAGAUUAUGUUGGAAUCAACCUCCGUGAGCCAGUUUUUUCUCACGAGCAACUAUAUGUUACUUUAUCUAGAGUUAAAACUUCUACAGCACUUAAAGUCCUUAUCCUGCUUGAACUUUUGAUGGCAUAA
Messenger RNA from Coffea arabica (coffee), 975 nucleotides. RefSeq lists its product as uncharacterized. The record is from RefSeq and is a predicted model, not a curated record. NCBI's taxonomy places the organism in Eukaryota, Viridiplantae, Streptophyta, Magnoliopsida, Gentianales, Rubiaceae.